AUGUGCUGCUCGGGUGGUCCAGGUGGCAUCAGAUUGACCAGGUGCGGUUUGGUCUGUGGUAUCGCUGCUCUUGCAGCUCUUAGUACGGCCCUGUUAGGCCCUGCCUGGCUGCUCACCGAGGAAAAAUUGAAUCUUCCGUAUUUACCGCGUAAUUUCGCGAAUGUCGUGAGUGUGCGCUUCAAGCUGGGCCUCUUUAGGGUUUGUCCGAAGAUCGUGAAACCGGCCAACUUGACAGUUCAUCUUUCUACGCCGCCCUGCACUUACGUGAGAUACAGCAGCUUGGAGGAUGUCAAGCCACAGGAGUUAGGAUUUCUUCAGCUAGACUUCACUCCAACGGUGGUAUCGAAAAUAAGGAUAUCUGCUCCGUUUCAAGUGGCUGCGGCCGCUUUGGUCCUCGCCGCCACAGUCUCGGCAUUAAUUGGACAUUGUUAUUCGGACCAUAGAACUCUCGUUGCCUGUGGAUUAUUCCUCCUCAGCGGACUCUCGUUAGGCGGUGGUCUGAUAGUCCUGGCGUCCGGUUUAUCAGACGCGUCCUUAGAAUUGCCUGCAAAAUAUAGUCUGCCCUCUACGUCCAGCAUGCAGAUGGAUGACAAUGGUCUGCCGGAGUACCAAUACGGAUGGUGCCUUCAAUUGUCAGGAUUGGCUUUGAUCCUGGCAGAAGUCGCGGCUGUUUUAACGAUGUCCGGAUACAUGGCACGCUUCUCGACCGUCGAAGAAAUGGUUAGAGUUAUGGUGCCAGGAGCUGAAAGGAAACUAAGAGAACAGAGAGGCUUCAGUUCGGAGUAUCUCGUCAGAGCUCACCAAAAGUCACCUGGACCAUCCCAAACUAGAAGCUUUGGACAAGCAACAAAAACGCCCCAGAGAGUCGUUGAAGAAGGCACAUCCCUGUUAUGCAAGGCUGCGCCUGAUAUCUGUUCCUCGAAUCCUCAAGCUAUCAGUUACGUCGACAAGGCAGAUCUCUCACACGUUUUACCAGCGUAUCCAGAUUCGAAGAACGCAGACUCGGGAUACACGUUUGUUUGCAAAGCAGAAGCCAACGUUAUCGACUCACGGUUAAGCGGCUUCGCUGAUAAAGAAGGUUUAAUAGAUUCGAGGAUUCUGUCUGACUCCCGACAGAAUAUGAUAGCUUUUACCGAAAGCAAAGAACACACAGUUGGCCAAGAGCCACGGUACACCGAAUUCUCUCCAAGAACUAUAGAGGAAAAUGUGGUGGACUCGAGGUUAAGUGGCUUCAACGAGAAAGAGGGUCUCCUCGAUUCACGACUCAGCGGUUACGGUGAGAAAACUGAAUCUUUGUUAGACACUCCGUUCGGCUACGACACGCGAUUCAAUAGUUUAGCAGGCCAGACAGUGCCUAUUACUUUAAAGAAUCAAAACACGUCUGUCUCAGCAAUCCAAUCUCAGUAUAUUUACCAAAACUUUGGGACGAUACACUCUGGAAUUCUGAGGGUAUCGGAACCGGGUACAAGUUCUAGUUCGAACUCGAGCCAAAGAAGCAUGACACUGCAAAAUCCGAAACGGAAAUCGCAGAUCGCUCAGAACACAUUCAGCACGAUGGAGUGCGAAAAGAGGAAACGGGGACCCGGCCUGGCAGGUAAAACAGGAUUCUAUGCAGGUAGCGCAGUAUGACCACCA
Messenger RNA from Dufourea novaeangliae, 1635 nucleotides. RefSeq lists its product as uncharacterized. The record is from RefSeq and is a predicted model, not a curated record. Gene Ontology annotation, biological process: neurotransmitter receptor internalization; postsynaptic neurotransmitter receptor diffusion trapping; regulation of AMPA receptor activity. NCBI's taxonomy places the organism in Eukaryota, Metazoa, Arthropoda, Insecta, Hymenoptera, Halictidae. Bases 1 to 1629 code for a protein of 542 amino acids. Gene Ontology annotation, cellular component: postsynaptic density membrane; AMPA glutamate receptor complex. The transcript is spliced from 6 exons. Gene Ontology annotation, molecular function: voltage-gated calcium channel activity; channel regulator activity.